Molecule: messenger RNA, 330 nt
Organism: Sitophilus oryzae (rice weevil)
Lineage: Eukaryota; Metazoa; Arthropoda; Insecta; Coleoptera; Curculionidae
Exons: 1
Coding region: 1-330 (109 amino acids)
Molecular function (GO): nucleic acid binding; zinc ion binding
Source: RefSeq, a predicted model, not a curated record
AUGGAAGAAACAACAAGCAGAGAAGAAGUAAUUCAAGCAAUAACAGAAAAGGUUGGGACACUGCAGAACACUUUUCAGCUAAGCAAUUUGCGACCUAACGCAAAUAACACUCAAGCUGCCACUAUUAUAACUGACAAGGAAACUGCUCAUUCAUUACUGCAAGCCCCAACAUUAAGAAUAGGUAUAGUACGAUGUAGUUUAGAGAGGAAAGCCGAUAUCAAAAAGUGUAAGCGUUGCUGGGCACACGACCAUACCGAAGAGCACUGUAAUGGACCAGAUAGGAGAAAAUUAUGCUAUAAAUGUAGUGAAGAAGGUCACACAGUAAAAUAA